This is a messenger RNA of Sinocyclocheilus rhinocerous, 840 nucleotides long. Its product is annotated as elongation of very long chain fatty acids protein 4-like. The record is from RefSeq and is a predicted model, not a curated record. Gene Ontology annotation, biological process: fatty acid elongation, monounsaturated fatty acid; sphingolipid biosynthetic process; very long-chain fatty acid biosynthetic process. Gene Ontology annotation, cellular component: endoplasmic reticulum membrane. The transcript has 6 exons. The annotation marks the transcript as partial. Gene Ontology annotation, molecular function: fatty acid elongase activity. NCBI's taxonomy places the organism in Eukaryota, Metazoa, Chordata, Actinopteri, Cypriniformes, Cyprinidae.
CCACUGCGCAUGCUCAGUGCCGGACAGACCGGUGUCCAGUCAGUGUCAGACACUCUGAUCAGAUGCGUUUGCCUCAUAUGCUCCAGUCCCGUUAGUUACAUUCAGUUUGCCUUCGCGUAAUUAUUGCCAAACCUGCGGGGUUGAUGUGUUUAAACGCACAUUGUAGAUUUAAAUCCAGCCAUUUAUUCACUCGCAUAUUUUACCUGGGCUGCACCGCACCUUAUGUCGGCAUAGGCACGCGCUCGCAAGGAUAAUCAUCUUAGAACUAGAGCCAUGGAGACAGUCAUUCACUUUAUGAAUGACUCUGUAGAGUUUUAUAAAUGGAGCCUUACCAUAGCAGAUAAGCGCGUGGAGGAAUGGCCGAUGAUGUCAUCUCCGCUCCCCACCCUGGGGAUCAACGUUCUCUACCUGCUCUUCCUCUGGGUCGGACCCCUUUACAUGCAGAACCGGGAGCCUUUUCAGCACAGAAAAACCCUCAUUGUGUACAACUUCAGCAUGGUGCUGCUUAACUUCUACAUCUGCAAAGAGCUGCUUCUGGGCUCCAGAGCGGCCGUAUACAGCUACCUCUGCCAGCCCGUGAACUACUCCAAUGACGUCAAUGAAGUCAGGAAAGUGAGGAAGAAGUUUAACCAGGUCAGCUUCCUGCACGUCUAUCACCACUGCACAAUGUUCAUCCUGUGGUGGAUCGGCAUCAAGUGGGUUCCUGGCGGACAGUCUUUCUUUGGCGCUAUGAUUAAUUCAGGCAUUCAUGUGCUGAUGUAUGGCUACUAUGGCUUGGCAGCGUUUGGCCCAAAGAUCCAGAAGUACCUGUGGUGGAAGAAAUACCUCACAAAGAAAGAA